UUUAAGGAUAUCUGAAGAUGGUGAAUUGUAAAGUAAUACAAGAACAUAUAGAAAAUGUUAUAUGUUAUUUGCAACCUUUACUACCUCUGGCAAAUUUUCAUAUGGUGGAUUAUUUCAAAAAGGAAGCUUACAGAAAUUUAGUUCCAGAUGACAUUCAACUGGAAAUUAACAAUAUAAAAAGCGAAGAUGUAACAAGCAAUAUUUUAAAUAAUGAUUACACACAAAUGCCAAAUUUAUACAAAUAUAUGAAAAAUAGUGAAGAACUUGCUCUAAAAAACUGCCAACAUGUUUGUUUGAACACGAAUCAGUUUCAAGACAGACUCGUAGAAUGGGGUUGUGAAAAAUUUUUAAGGCUGAAGUUAGAAAUUUUUAUGACUUAUAAAAAAUCUCACGAAGUUGACAUUAUGAGUUUUCUCUCAGCUGCGAUUCGUGAUAUAUCCAAAACUUCUCACAUUAUUGAUAUAGGCGAUGGAAAAGGUUAUUUAAGUUCCAUGUUAGCACUUCACUAUAAAAUACCAGUCUUGGGAGUUGAUGCUUCGGAAAUUAACACCAACGGAGCCGUUCAACGUGUCCAAAAAUUGUCUAAGGUAUGGAAUAGUGUUGUAAACAAACACGAAAUUAAAAAAACUAAAGAAACAACAGCCGAUUUAUACAAACAAAUAACUCAAUUCGUUAACGAAUCUACCGAUUUUAAGGAACUUGUUGAAAAUGUCUUCCUUGAAAAACCUAGCGAACUUAGUCUAGUAGGUUUACAUACCUGCGGCAACCUAGCAGCUACCUCCAUCAGAAUUUUCGAUGCUAGCGAACAAAUAAAAACUAUCUGCAAUGUUGGAUGUUGCUAUCACCACAUAACUGAGUAUUUCGAAGUGGAUCCGAAUCGGAAAGACCAUGCACUAGUAAGUAACGGCUUUCCGAUGAGUAAAUACUUAAGAGAGAAAAGAUUUGUGAUGGGUAGAGCCGCUAGAAUGAUUGCCGCACAAUCAGUAGAGCGUGUUCUGCAUAAGAAACAGUUACCGAAUCGGACACUAUUUUAUAGGGCUCUGUUUGAGGUGCUUAUAGAAAAUAAAUGUGUGGAUGUACCAGCCAAUAAAAGGAAAGUCGGAAGGUUUAGGAAAGAAUGUGUCGACUUUGCUGAUUAUGUUCAAAAAGCUUCAAGAAGAAUUAAUGUAGAUAUAUCUGCAUCUAAUGGAGAAAUUGAGGAUUUGUUUGACGAAUAUAAGUGUAGAAUGAGCGAACUAAACAAUUUUUAUUUGAUCAGAUGUAUGCUAGCUCCGGUCAUUGAAAGUUUAAUUUUACUAGAUAGGUUGUUGUUUCUACAUGAACAGGGCCAUGAAAAGUCAUUUAUAGUACAAUUAUUUGAUCCAGUGAUAUCCCCUAGGUGUUAUGGUCUUAUUGCCAUAAAAUAAUCUAUGCAAUUGUUAUCUGUUUAUUAUAUUAAUAGAUAUGUAUAUAUAAAAUAAAAUAUAUCAAAAUACGUUGA
Molecule: messenger RNA, 1480 nt
Organism: Anoplophora glabripennis (Asian longhorned beetle)
Lineage: Eukaryota; Metazoa; Arthropoda; Insecta; Coleoptera; Cerambycidae
Product: methyltransferase-like protein 25
Exons: 1
Coding region: 18-1406 (462 amino acids)
Source: RefSeq, a predicted model, not a curated record